AUGGCAGCCAUCUUAAGAAAAUGUGGAAAACAGGAUGGUGGCGAAAUGGGAUGGCGUAAUGAAACAUCUCCUCCAUCCCCUCUAGGAGGCGCUGUCUUGGAGCACUUUGGCCACAGGCUCAGUCCACCACGGGGUGCUAAGAAGCAACCCUUGGGGGAAUUUCUCAUCAUCAUCAUGGCAAACAUGUCAGCAGUCCAGCAGUUCAUUCUUGUGGGAUUUCCGGGAUUUCAGGACCGUGAGAGCAAACUUGUUUUCUCCAUAUUUUUCCUGGUCGCCUAUCUGCUAAUUUGCCUGGGGAACCUCACCAUCAUAGCCACGUUCACUCUGGACGAAAACCUGCACAAGCCCAUGUAUGUGCUCAUUUGCAAUCUGGCGAUUUUGGACAUCACCUUUUCUUCAGUCACAGUCCCCAAAUUGCUGGCUGUUUUCAUGUUUGACUUCAACAUGAUCCCUUAUGCAGCUUGUUUCAUGCAGUUGUUUUUUUACCUUGCUUUAGGAACUUCUGAGUCCUUUCUCUUGAUGCUGAUGGCAUAUGACAGGUUUGUGGCUAUCUGUAACCCCCUUCUUUAUCCAACCAUUAUGACUAACAAGGUCAUCCUGAAGCAGAUCACUUUGUGUUGGGUCGGUGGGCUUCUUACUCCUGUACUUCCACUCAUUCUGGCUUUCAGACUGCCUUUCUGUGGACCUAACAAGGUUGUGCACUGCUUUUGUGAUCAUUCCUCUGUGCUCAGGUUGGCCUGUGCUGACAUUUUAAUUAAUAGCUACGUAGCUCUGACCAUCGCAUUGUCUGUUCUGCUUAUCCCCUUGGCCUACAUUGUGUUUUCAUAUACAAGAAUCAUUGCUUCAGUGGUCAAAAUCGCCACUUCUGAAGGACGCCUUAAAGCGUUUUCUACUUGUGGGACCCAUCUAUUAGUGAUUUGCAUUUUUAUUCUCACUGCGGCUGGUGUUUACAUCUCAUACCGAAUUCCAGGUACCUCCGAAGACAUCCGCAUAAUGGCAGCGGUGCUACAGAAUGUGAUUCCACCUCUAAUAAACCCAAUUAUCUACUGUCUGAGGACUAAAGAGAUCAGAGACAGCUUUGUAAAAACUGUAAAAAGGGGUAAACUGUUAUCACACUAG
This is a messenger RNA of Polypterus senegalus (gray bichir), 1119 nucleotides long. RefSeq names its product olfactory receptor 1-like. Gene Ontology annotation, cellular component: membrane. Gene Ontology annotation, molecular function: G protein-coupled receptor activity; olfactory receptor activity. The transcript is spliced from 2 exons. Gene Ontology annotation, biological process: G protein-coupled receptor signaling pathway. The coding region runs from base 1 to 1119 and encodes 372 amino acids. The record is from RefSeq and is a predicted model, not a curated record. Lineage: Eukaryota; Metazoa; Chordata; Cladistia; Polypteriformes; Polypteridae.